Molecule: messenger RNA, 2881 nt
Organism: Cydia amplana
Lineage: Eukaryota; Metazoa; Arthropoda; Insecta; Lepidoptera; Tortricidae
Exons: 4
Coding region: 470-2773 (767 amino acids)
Molecular function (GO): protein binding
Source: RefSeq, a predicted model, not a curated record
UUCUAAAACUUCGGCAAACAACGGAAAAUAUGAAAAUGUAACAAUCUCUAGCGCUAUACUAGCCCUUAAUGCAGGCCUUAGUACGCCAGUACGCAGCUUUCCGUAGAUGGAGGCGGUCGCUCGCACGCCAUUCGUCUGUACAUUACGCGAUUUAAAAAAAAACUAAUAUUUGUGAUGAUAAAAGACCUGCAAUUUGGAGUGUUCGAAAUUUAAAAUUGCAACUAUAACUUUCGUUGUUUCGCGCGUGUUCGAAACUUUUUAAAUUGGGUGUUUUAGUGCAGUGUUUGUGAAGUUUUUUGAGUGUUUUUUUAAUGUGUUAUGGAUUGCGAUGGUGCGAUAACAAAUUAACAAGAUAAACAUGCGCAACGCAUCGUGUUGACGAAUAAUUCAGCUUCUUUUAUAAAACAAAUGAAUCCGGUCUACACCACCGCCCAGGAAUGCCGUACGAGGCGAUGAGCGGCGUAGCAAAAUGGCUCAUGAACAUUGGAAGGCAUGGAUGAAAAUCGCCUGCACCGUAGUACUCCUCGCUACAAGUCUGGCAGACUUUACCACAGAAUGCCAGAGACCCUGCGACUGUCGGUGGCAAUCUGGCAACAAAGCUGCCAUAUGCUCAAACUCCAGCCUAAAAUCUGUUCCUGCCAACCUGAGCAACGACAUACAAAUCUUAGACCUAUCCAACAACAAUUUACUCACCUUACAUCAAGAAGCUUUCAAAAAAGUCGGCCUAAGUAACCUUAAAAAACUUUUCUUAAAAGAAUGCAGCAUAGAACUUGUACAUAAAACAGCAUUCGCUACGCUAGCCAUAAUGAUAGAACUCGAUUUGUCCAGGAAUCGAAUACGUAAUCUGCACCCGGACACCUUCAAAGGCACGGAGAAACUUCGACUAAUAAAUCUGAGCAAUAAUUUGAUCGACAAACUUGAGGACGGCGUAUUCCGCAACUUGAAGUACCUGCAGAAAGUCGAAGUCAGCAAUAAUAUGAUCGUUCGUAUCGGAACUAAAGCCUUCGUCAACUUGCCCCAACUAAAGAUAUUACGAUUCGACGGCAACCGUCUCAGUCAUAUGAAGCCAGAAACUUUAAUGGCCCUUCACAAUUUAUCCGGGUUGGAUCUGCAUAACAACCCGUGGCGAUGCGAUUGCAAUCUCCAAACGUUCAGAGACUGGGUGAUGACUCAUAAUUUAUACACUCCCCCUACCGCCUGUGCAGAGCCCGCUUUGGUCAAAGACAAACUUUGGAACGAAUUAGACUCAUCUAAUUUCGCGUGCCGGCCUACCAUUCUGGAGCCCGCUCCAGACACAAGACUUAAGAGUUACGACGAAAACGUGACCUUAAUAUGCAAAGUCGUCGGAAACCCGACUCCUGAAGUUGUGUGGCGUUACAAUGGCAGGGUUAUCGAGACAAGAUCUUUCGGGGAAAUCAGAUAUGUGAUGACUGAAAACACUAUGGACCUGAUAAGAUGGGUGAAUUUGACCAUUGUUAACGUCCGAUACAGCGACAGAGGAAACUAUACGUGUGUCGCCGAGAAUCCAGGCGGUCGAGAUGAAAAUACGCUAACGCUAGUUUUAUCUAAAUAUGGAAGUCCUGGCACUAUUCUAGGAUUAGAUACUGACACUUUUGCUAUAUUAAUAGGCUGUUUAACCGCUCUGAUUUUAAUCUGUGCGGCAGUUCUUGGAGUAUGUUACUUCACGACACAGAAUAAUGAUUCGAAAAGACUGAUCAAGACGGAUACGUCAUCAAACGGGGAUAUUCUGAUUGAGAACUCCGUCGCGUCUGAAUUAGAGAAGGGGUUUAAAGUGGAGGUGAACCCGGUGACUAAGCCUCCGAGAAAAUACGAAGCUCCUGCGUCGCUAACGAGCGAAGCCACCGAGAUGUCCGAGCUGAACAGAACACUGCUAGACAACGAGUCAAUGUUAGCAUCCACCGAAGACAACAGCAGACAUCACGAUGUAGAUCUUCCGAAGAUAUCUCAAGAGACACUCCUUCUAGAUCGACUCACGCAGGAACACCAAUAUCCUCCCGACCUGCUGUCCUUCCCUCCAAGGGGAGGAACUCAAGUAUCGCCAGCCAGCGGUUCCAGUAUAGACCGCAAAAACCUGACAGACAGCCCCAUAAAGUCUCCGGGAUACGGUGUCACUGCCAUACCACCAGGCUACAAAUUCCAACUGCCAACUACUUCCCAAGCACCAAUAAAUGCCAAGGGUGGUUAUGUCACUCUUCCAAGAAGACCUAGAGGAAACUGGUUUCCUGAAAGCACUCAUCCUCAGGUCUUCUCGACGCUUAAUGGCGUCCUACCUUAUUACGAGCACUUUAACAUGAAGCUGUUCACUAACGGUGCAAAUUAUUAUAGCCUGAAUAAAAGCGAGAUGGAUUUAGGUCCUAUGAAUAAGCUGAGAACAGGUUUCCAUGACGGUUCUGAAGAUAUUGAGCCUGCACCUUCACCAGCGCCGGGGACGCCUCAUGCGACAAUACCCAGAAGCAGUUUGAGCUCUCCGAAUAUACACAACCAGUUGCUAGCUCUCCAGGCCAUGAGUUACAAUGCUCUUCAAGGAAGAAUAACGAAGGCUUCAGAACAGAGGCCGUUGAAAGUAUCGCUAGCAGAGAACGAAAGUCUUCUGAAAACCCCAGUGCGAGAUUUGAGGGUAGGUUUGAGUGCAAAUAGUUUAAACAGGACACGAACGGCUCCCAAACCUCCCCCAAAACCGAGAAAAAGGGGGUCCAGUGAGUUAAAGGAACCGUUUCUUUUCAAUACUGGCGAUACCGCCACGCAAGUGUAAAGUGAUAUAUAAAUAUACCUAUGUAAUCUGUAGAUUUAAGAUACAUUUUUGUCACCUAUAAAAUAGGGAUGUUAAAAUAUAGCUAGCAGCAUUUGCUCUUUUGAAUGC